Chanos chanos (milkfish) is the source of this 8629-nucleotide messenger RNA. RefSeq names its product BAH domain and coiled-coil containing 1a (gene bahcc1a). The transcript is spliced from 28 exons. Gene Ontology annotation, molecular function: chromatin binding. The record is from RefSeq and is a predicted model, not a curated record. Lineage: Eukaryota; Metazoa; Chordata; Actinopteri; Gonorynchiformes; Chanidae. The coding region runs from base 1 to 8538 and encodes 2845 amino acids.
AUGGAAGGCCGGGAUUUCGCUGCUCCAGCACAUCUCCUCUCAGAGCGGGGCGCUUUGGUACAUCGUGCCGCCUCUCGGAUAACCUCUUCCGGACACAGUUCUGUUCAGCAUGCUGGUCAUUUCCCUCCAGGAAAAUAUUACCCAUCGCACAUACCAAUGGCUACGCAUUCAGGCAGUGGAUUGAUGGGCAACUCUUCAGCUUCCUUCAUGGGGACGUUUUUGGCCAGCAGUCUAGGCUCACCUCCCUCACACCCGCCUCACCCCUCCAGACCUCCGUCCUCGCCCACUUCUCCUUCCUUUCGUGGGGGGCCACACUCCAGCGCCUCCCAGAUCUGGUUCCCUCAUUCGCACGAAACAGCUCCAGGGUAUCCACGCUUCUCAGGGAGUCUUGCCCAUACCUUCCUUCCCAUGAGCCCCUUGGAUCACCAUGCAAACAGCAGUGUCCUCUAUGGGCAGCACCGUUUCUAUGAUACCCAAAAAGAGAACUUCUAUCUAAGAAGCCUUCCGUCUCAGCCACCUCUCAUCUCAACCAAUCACGGCAUCCCACCUAUGUCCAGAGCAGGGUCGGGGCAUCCACAGGGCUCCUGUAGUCGGGACAGAGAGUCAAACAGUGGCAAUACUCUGCACAAGGGUCUUAAGGAGGCCAGCAUAGACAGAGGUGUGGUCUCAAGUACUAAAGACAAAGAGCGACCUAGCAGCAAACAAGAUGCCAAGGAGCGGCAUCACCACGGGCAGCAUCCGCAACCACAUCACCACCACCCGCACCAAUCUCAGCACCAUCCUGUCAGUAUGGAGGAAGUGAAUGGCAGGACUUUAGAGAGACAUAAAGCUACCCUGCCACUGGAGUAUAAGGAGCAGCCACAGCCCAUGGGCAAGCCUCUUAGUGCCUGUCUGCAUAAUGGGAAAAUGCAGAAUGGAGAUUCAAGUAGUGGGGCCAAGGGUUCCCUUUCCAGCUGUAGUGGGGAGGGGGUGGGCAGAGGAGGUGGAGGCUCGGGAAGCGCUCAAGGCAGGCAGAUGGGGGGCGGCAGUAAUGGGCGCUGCACAAAAGAAGGAGUAACUGGGGAGAUGAGGAUUAGCGAACCACCUCCUCCAGACUGUCUGGAGAGAGGCCAAGCACUCCACCACUCGCUGCCCUACUCUGUACCUCCACCCCUGCCCGCUGGAGGAGGGCAUCCUGGGGGCUUCCACUGUCUACAGCUCCACCCAAGCCACCCGCACCACCCACAUCACCCACACCACACACACCAUGGCCAUCACUCGCACCAUCACCCAGAUUUCUUCUGUCCACCACCUGCCUCUAUAGCCAACCCGUCCUUACAUGAAAAAGGUCUUAGUGGUGCGAGCAGAGACCCGAAGGUGACUGGACCAACGUUUGUACCAUCUGUUGGGCACCUGGGGGACAAAUCAGGUGGACCGUUCCAACUGGGCAACCCUGACUGCCAGGGGGUCGGUGUAGGGGGUGGGGGCGGCAGUGCAAAGGACAAGGGUAUGGAAAAGACCGGUGGGCAUCAUGGGAGCUGGCACAGAAAGCAGCAGCAGCAGCAACAGCAACAGCAGCAACAGCAGCAACAGCAACACCCAUACAGAAAAGCAGAGAAAGCUCCUGACUGGAUGCAGAACCACCACCAUCACCUCCAGCAACGGCAACAGACACAGCCGCAGCAGAGCCAUGCCCAGCCUCAUCAGGCCGUGCGCUCUCGCAGUGCAGACUGCAUCAACAGCAUGGACGCAGACGUCUUCAGGCCCUCCCUGGCUCAGGAGGCUAAGGCUGGCCAUUCUUUGACACACUCCUCCAAGGGUGACACUUAUAUCAAUUCCCAGCCCUACAGAGACUGUUCACACACAGGGCCAGCACCCAAUGCCUCACCUCUUACUGGGAAGACCAUGGCCCAGCAUGGUGGUGGUAAUGGGAGCAGUGGGAGUUGUUCCAUGCAGCGAGAUGGACAGAAGGUGGCCCGAAUCCGCCACCAGCAGCACAGCAGGUCCGGAACUGAGGCCCCUGGAGCUGAUCUGGCUCAGGCAAAUGGUGGUCAAGACUUGAAGAGGAAAUUGGAGAUGUCUCCAUAUGGGUAUAGCAACCAUGGGCAGCAUCAGCAGCAGCAGCAGCAGCAGCAGCCACCAGUGCCGUCCUGGGCCAUGCGUCCCCACCACGUUCACCCUGAAGAGGAACAGUGCAAGGCUUCCUACAUGGAAUCCAUGGGUGGGGCAGGCAGCAACAGACAGCAUCAGCAACAACAACAGCAGCAGCAACAAUCAACAGGAAUGGGUCCACCUCUUCCUCCUCAUCCACCUCCUCCACCUCAGAGCCAGCAGGAACCCCAGAGCUCACAGGUGGAGAACAGUGCCAUGAAGAACCUCCUCAAGUAUAGCAACCAGCAGCAGCCUCUACUCCUCUCUCAGAAAAGUCCUUUUGGGGGCCUGGGGAGCCUCAAGACAGGACCCAAUGGCACAAGCUGUGCGUUACAGGGUGGAAAACAGGCUCUUCCUUCGAGGAAAGGUCCGUCCAAUGAGAGUGAGAGGCCUGACUGCGGAGGGAGGAGCCGGGAGAUGGGAGAGGCAUCUCAUGGAGAAGGGGAGGUUCGGCAACCUCCUGUGGGAAUCGCAGUUGCAGUAGCAAGGCAAAGGGAACCACCUUGCCGACCACUGGACAACCACCCAGGCAGCCGGCAGGGGCGGGUUCACUCUGGUAUGAAAGGCACACCACGGUCUAUGUAUCCCUCAGACUCACCUGGAGAGGAGGAAAGGAAGAGAAUGAGUGGGGAACAUAUGGGAAGCCAUCCGUGUCUGGACAGAGACAGAGAUUCAUUCAUCAGGGAUAACAAGGAAAGGGUAGAAUUUGCAAGGAUCCAUCCGACUAACAGUUGUCAUGGUGACCUCACCUCUCAUCUCAUGGUGCCUGGUGGCACUUCCCUUCAGUCUGGCCAAUUAGGAGACCCUGCGGCACACGCCCACUCAGCGCAUCACCAUUGGAUGCCACGCACGGGAAGUCCCUCUCUCUGGAUGACCAGUCAUUCUUAUGGUAUUGGCCACUCUGCACUGCAUCAGAAUCUUCCUCCAGGCUUCUCUGCUGCUAUGCCUGCCCCUCUGCAGCCUGUCCUGCCCUUGCCUCAGGACCCCUCUGCUCAACUGGUGGUACUGCCCACCGAGCCAGCUGCCCACCCAGCUACGCAUCACCUUGAUGUGAUGGAACAGCCUGGGCUGUGGCCCCCAGUGUACAGGGCCCGGGGGCCUCCUUCCCACAUGCAGCACCCCGCUGUGUACUCUCGCUCCCAGUUUCUACGGCAACAAGAGCUCUACGCACUUCAGCAACAUCAGCAGCUCCAGCAUCAGCAACAUCAGAGUCAUCAGCAGCUACCGCAACCUCAGCAGCAGCACAGAGCUACACACAGUAUAGAGCUGCAGCAUAGACCCAGUCUCUCCCAGGUGCAGAAGAAGCCAGAAGAGUCUAGCAUGGAGUUAGAGGAUAUCCUGUCUCAACCCAGGACACCAAAAUCUGCCAAGCCCUAUGCCUAUGGCCCAACAAAUCGGGCUUCCUCACCUCCUGGAGCUUCCGCUGCCCACCUGUCACCUUGCUGUCGGUCUCCCUGUCUUCGUACUCACCCUAAAAGCACACCGUCAACCCCCUGCCCUGCCCCGAGUCCGGCCGCUGCUGCUCCCCACUCCCCCGCCAUUAGCCCUGCACCAUCUCAGCUGCCUAAAUCUGCAGAGUCUCAUGAUAAAAGGGUGGAGGGGCAGCCACUGCAGGAUUACCCUCAGUCCAUGGAACCUGACUUGCCCCCUGGAUACACCUACCCAGCGAUUGCAAUGGGAUACAGAAGUGGCCCCUCCCCUCGGGAUGUCCAAUUGGCUGAACCAGCUGAGCUGGAGGCUGUCCAGGCAGAACCUGUGGAGCAUGCCCCUCCCAUUCAUUCCAGCCUUGGGGAGGAUCUUGAAUGCCAUGCUGUGGUAAGGCCCUUACCAGAGCCACAGCAGGAAAUAGUGGAGAAGAAUGAGGGACCACUGGAAGAGGAAGAUGAUGCCAGCACCAUGGUACAAAGGGAAGAGAUGGAGGUAGCAGAAACUGGAAGGUGCUGUGGUCCCGCAGAAAUGGAACAGGUUCCGGAACAAGUGGAGCAACUCAUCUGCCCUCUCGCUGAAACCCAGGUCUGUGAGGCCGCUUCUUGCCCCAUUAUACCAUCGGAGAGAGACGUCUGCAGGACUGACCCCGUGACCUGUGAAGAGGAGGAGAGUGUGGUUAUGGUCGAGCAAGAGAGUGGAGGAAGCCAAGAGCUGGAAGCACAGAUUGUAUUAGCUCCAGACUGCAUGCAUAAUCCAGACUGUCCAGCUGCUCUACACCCAGAUUUAGCCGAUAAGGAAAAGGAGGAGGCAACAGAGGAAGCUCUGGAGGAAGACUGUGUAAAGCUACUGUCUCCCUCUCCCUCUCCCAGCUGUGCCACUGUCUGCCCACAGCCUGCUGUGCCCAGCUACUGGAGCCUGGAGCUCCUGAUUGCUGCGGCUUUCUGUGGUGAUUGUCCUCCUCCUUCUCCUCCCCCUUCCAACCCACAUCAGGGCUGUGACAACUCCGUCUACCCAAGCCACCAUGGCAUGAAGCUCCUCAGCGAACUGGCUGACCUGGAGCUGCAGCAGCACCGACACAGCUCAGGGAACAGUCAAGGAGGGGAGCAGUUGAUAUUUGACCUCCAGAGUUUGGCCACCCUCGCAGCAGCUAGAUCUCUGGAGCUAAGCUCUGAGGACCACGGUGGGGCAGAUGUAGGAAGACAAUAUCCAGCUCGAAGGACCCUUAACCUGCGCAGGAAAUGUAGCUGGACCCCUCGUCAUGAACCGGUGUGCCCAGUGAAAGGUGCCAUGGAAACAAUGGACGGGCAAGAGCUUGCCAUGCGGGUUAGGCUGGCAGAGCUGCAGCGUCGUUACAAAGAGAAGCAGCGAGAGCUUGCCAAGCUCCAGAGGAAGCAUGAUCACCAGAAAGAGGAGACCCCACGCAGUCCAGCUCGUCGGGGCCCUGGUAGACCACGUAAACGGAAAUCAACCCCAGGCUUAGGCCCUGUGCCCCCCCCAGAGCCCCCCAAAAAAGUGAAGUCGGUGGGGGCGGAGCUUAGUCUGGUGCCGGAAGACCAGGGCGGAGGAGGGGACACCCAGAGGAAGAGGAAGAAACUGUCCAAUCGGGGCUUCGGCCGUCUCAGCGGAACACAGAUGAAGGCACAGAGCUGCAGGAAGAGCAGUCUUCACGGCAUGCUCGGCUCCAAACUGGGCCGUGAGCACCACGUGUCUCAACUCAAACAGAAAGUCCCAGGAAGGAGGGACUUAUCAGGAGCGGCACAGCAGGACAAAGACAGCACCACCUCCAGCUCAGGCUCCAAACACCUGUACACGGGGCAGAACGCAUCUAAAGCACAUACCAGACUAGCCAGCGGAACCAAUGAGUCAGAGGGACAGAGUGACACAGCUAGCGGGGAUAGCGGGGCACAGGAGAGUUGGAAAGAGUGCGUGCCAAUGAAGAGGAGGGGUAAGAGGAAGAGCGUGGCAGCUUUGGGUCGAGCGUCUACCCGUCUGCAGCAGCCCAGAGCCCGAAUCCUGCGAAGAAGGGGACAGGAGGUGAUGGAGGAUGGGGAGACUUCACCAGCAGAGAGCGAAUCCUCUGAGCAGGAAGAUGAAGAGGAAGAAGGUAGUUAUGACAGUGGUGAAGGAAGAGACUUCAAAGCUCCACCAUCUAGGGAUAUUUUAUCAACCUCAACUGUGACAGGCCCCUCCCCCUCAUCCAUUGUCAAACUGGAAGCCAAUCAGAAAGCAAGGAACAAGAAAGAGCGCCAGGAGCUCUAUGGUAGGCAGUCUGUCUCUGGAACAGAAGGGGAAGUGAAGGUGAAGAAGAAAGCCCCCUGCAGGCCAACCCCUGUACCUGCAGCUAAACCUCCAGGAGUGAGACGACCAGGGAGACCCAGACUGCAGGAGCAACGCUGGGGCAGCAUGGCAGCCCGUUCUGGGCUAUACAGAAAAAGCGCCGGCUUCAUCACGUUUCCAACCACCACCGAGAGGUUAAAGAGAGCAACUCGCAAAAGCACAAUGCUACGUGGUCCGGUUGACAAGAGGAGAAACUGCUGGUCGGCUGCAGCCCAAUCCCCACAAAACAACGACAGCCACUGGACCAGGAGGAGCAGAAGCAGACAGUCGAAGGGUCGUGCGGUCAGUCGCCUCCUGGAGAGUUUUGCGGCGGAUGAUGGCUUCCAUCUGGGAGAGGACAGCAGUUUCUCUGAGGAAGGAGAGGAUUAUAAUCCUUCAUCUCACUCAAGAACUGCCAUGGCUGUCCCUAACUGUGUGCUGACCAAGGACCUGCUGGCUGAUGGACUCAAGAUCCUCAUCUCCAAAGAAGAUGAACUUCUGUACGCCGCCCGGGUCCGAACCUUGGAGCUUCCUGACAUUUACAAUAUUGUUAUUGAUGGAGAGAGAGGAAACCGCCCUCGAAUCUACACCCUAGAGCAGCUGCUGCAGGAAGCGGUUCUGGAUGUACGCCCUGAGACAGAUGCACUGCUGACAGAAGGAACGAGAGUGUGUGCCUACUGGAGUGAGCGCUCGCGAUGCCUCUACCCAGGCUAUGUCCGCAGAGGUAGCGCUGCUGAUGAAGGAAAGCCAGGUGGGGUGAUGGUGGAGUUUGAUGACGGAGAUAGGGGACGGAUCUCACUCCAUAACAUCCGUCUUCUUCCUCCAGGCUACCAAAUCCAAUGUGCUGAUUCAACCCCACCACCUCUGGAGUCCAGUGGUCGAAUAAGUAGGCAGAGUUGUGGUCAGGAUGGGAGCUCAGUGAAUGACAGGACCUCUGACAGACUGAUCAGUACUGAAAAAUCUAGGACCCUGGAGAAGCCUUUGGUUCAGAAGAACAGGCCAGGGAGACCAAAAGGUUCAGGGCUGAAGAGCUCUCUCUCAGACAGUGCCACUAAGAGCUCAGCAGCUACUCUGAGCUGGCCGUCUGUAGCUGAGGCCAGAAAACGUGCUUCAGUCAAUCUAUUCCAGUUCAACGGCUCCACCCCCAAGAAGGCCUUGAGAGGCAGGGAGAUGGACGUCUUGCCUCAGUCACCAGUCUCCAUGACAACUCCUGCCAAAGGCAUCUUUAGCAGCAGCUCUUUCGAAGUGGACUCCUUCAGUAGUAUUGCUAACGGUUAUUCAACCUUCUGCAGCCAGGCCUCUGGGCUACCCCUUGGGGGCAGAAGCACUCCCUAUGGGCAGAGAAGGAAACCAGAAGACACAGGGAUGUCUAGAGGCAGAAAAGCCGAAUUCCUGGUCAAACUGGAUCACGAGGGAGUUACGUCCCCUAAGACCAAAAGCAGCAAGGCUCUGCUAUUGCUGGGAAGCUCAGGAUUUGGCUCCAAAGGUGUGGGUGGACUUCCCAGGCCUGAGGCUUAUUCCCACCCAGUGCUGUUGGUGAAAGACAACAGAAAAGGAGACAACUCUAGGGCAGAGCUCCUGCUGAAAGGUGCUCCUGUCCAGAGGAAACCCUCACCUUCACUGCGCAUGACUGAAUAUGGAGACCUGGGCCUCAGCUGCCACCGGGACUGCCAUAGCUCCUAUUCUGAUAUGGAUGAGGAAGAGGAGGAGGAAGAGGAGAGAAGGAGGAGGUCUGCACUGGCCACAGCCUCAGGGGGCAUGAGGACAGCCGGCCGCUUCCUCUCGCGUCUUUCUGUCUCCUCCUCGUCCUCAGGUUCCUCGAGUUCUUCCAGCUCAGGCUCACUGUCUAGCUCCAGCCUCUGCUCCUCUGACAAUGACUCCUCCUACAGCUCAGAUGAUGAGGAGAACUCCACACUCCUUCUGCAGAGUUGCUUGACUCCCCAUCGUCCAAUGCUGCAGCCCCCUGAACCUCGUGUCGGACCUCCUCAACACUCCUUUGUGGCCAAGGCCGUAGCUGUGACCAGUGCUAAGGGUGGCAUUUCCAACCACAGUGCCACCAGCAAACAACUUAAGAGGAAGGAAUGCCCUAGUUCACCCUCGAAACUCUCCAAGGAGCUUGUCAAGAGACAGAGGUUCAUGUCGGACCAGGGUCGACCCAAAAUGUCCUCCUUCUUACCAGCACGACAACUGUGGAGAUGGUCUGGGAAUCCCACCCAGAGACGAGGUUUGAAAGGCAAGGCACGUAAACUCUUCUACAAGGCUAUAGUGCGUGGCAGGGACAUGGUGCGCGUGGGUGACUGUGCAGUGUUCCUCUCUGCUGGCCGACCUCACCUGCCGUACAUUGGUCGUAUCGAGAGCUUCUGGGAGUCCUGGACAAGCAGCAUGGUGGUGAAGGUCAAGUGGUUCUACCACCCAGAGGAGACCAAGCUGGGCAAGAGGCACCGUGAUGGCAAGCAUGCCUUGUACCAGUCAUGUCAUGAGGAUGAAAACGACGUGCAAACAAUCUCUCACAAGUGCCAGGUGGUUAGCCGAGAGGAGUAUGAGAGGCUGAGCCGGGGCAAGAAGCCCGACAGCAGCUGUGAGGAUAUCUACUACUUGGCCGGUACUUAUGAUCCUACGAGUGGUCAGCUGGUCAGCACAGAAGGACUAUCCAUCCUCUGCUAGCACUGGACACUGUCGUCCUGAGAAUACUACUGAAUGGCCCUUUCAACUGGUCAGCCCAGUGGCAGACUGGGAAUGUGACAGCCGACGGGUG